GUUCUGAGAAAAAAAAGAUAAAGUCAACACUUCAUCUGAGCCAAAAGUGCCAGAAACCAUGGCAGCCAACAAAAGCUCAGUCAAAGAUCAGAUCAGUACCGAUGACCAACACCUUCCUCCGAUCCUCAUUCACCGCACCCCUUCCGUUAGUUUCCCCCCAUUGACUAAUCUUUUGAAGAACCAUUUUCGCUUACUCGACCCUCACCUGUCUCCGCUGCCACUCCACUCCUUCUACUCCCGCCAUGCUCACUCCGUACGUGUUCUCGUCGUUGUGGAGCUAACCCAAGUCACCGAAGACACUCUUCGCCACCUUCCUUCUCUCAAACUCAUCGUUGCAUCCUCAACCGGCACUGACCAUGUUGACUUGUCCGCGUGUCGGCAACGAGGCAUCGCCGUCACUAACGCCGGAAGCGCAUUCACUGAGGACGUUGCCGACUUCGCAGUCGCUCUGUUAUUCGGUGUUCUGCGACGAGUUUCGGCUGCCGAUAGGUAUGUCCGCUCCGGGCUCUGGCCUUCCGGAGGAGAAUACCCACUUGGCUCAAAGAUAGGAGGGAAGAGAGUUGGGAUAGUGGGGCUAGGGAGAAUUGGCUUAGAGGUAGCAAAAAGGCUUUCUGCUUUUGGCUGUAGGAUCUCCUACACUUCAAGAAAGGAGAGGCCAUCUAUGCCAUUCCUUUACUUCUCAAAUGUCAGUGAUCUCGCAUUCGAAAGUGACAUUCUUGUGGUGUGUUGCACUCUGACAACUGAAACUCGCCAUAUAAUAAGCAAAGAUGUUAUGAAGGCCCUUGGAAAGAAAGGAGUGAUCAUCAAUGUGGGGCGUGGGGAUCUCGUUGAUGAACAAGAAUUGGUUCGUUUUCUAAGCCGAGGAGAGCUUGGUGGAGCUGGUCUUGAUGUGUUUGAGAACGAGCCUCGUGUCCCCAAAGAGUUGUAUGAUUUGGAUAAUGUUGUUCUGUCUCCCCAUUGUGCUGUCGCGACCCAAGCUUCCAUUGAUUCCAUGAUCCAGCUAAUCUUCGCCAACCUUAAAGCAUUCUUCUCAGAUAAGCCUUUGCUAUCUCCGGUCAGCUAGUCUAAAAUAAUUUAUUUGACUAAUCAAUAUGAACUUGUAUGAACUUGUCUUCUCAUUUUUACAUGUGUUUACAGUUUGGACUAUUUUAUUUAGGGGGUGUUUGUUUUGAGUAGUUGAGUUGCAUUAGAAAGUGUAGAGGGAUUUAGGAUAGAUGUAAUAUUAAACUCUUGUGUAUAAAAGGUUUCACUUUACCUUUAAAAUAGAUGUGAGACCUACACAAAUUAAUCAAUUUACCCCUUUCAAAUUUGAACAAAACAUAAGAAUAGUUUUAGAUUCUCAUUCCCA
Molecule: messenger RNA, 1348 nt
Organism: Humulus lupulus (European hop)
Lineage: Eukaryota; Viridiplantae; Streptophyta; Magnoliopsida; Rosales; Cannabaceae
Product: glyoxylate/hydroxypyruvate reductase HPR3-like
Exons: 2
Coding region: 59-1063 (334 amino acids)
Cellular component (GO): cytosol
Molecular function (GO): NAD binding; glyoxylate reductase (NADPH) activity; hydroxypyruvate reductase [NAD(P)H] activity
Source: RefSeq, a predicted model, not a curated record